Molecule: messenger RNA, 2643 nt
Organism: Pipra filicauda (Wire-tailed manakin)
Lineage: Eukaryota; Metazoa; Chordata; Aves; Passeriformes; Pipridae
Gene: PCTP
Product: phosphatidylcholine transfer protein
Exons: 6
Coding region: 3-671 (222 amino acids)
Molecular function (GO): phosphatidylcholine binding; phosphatidylcholine intramembrane carrier activity
Source: RefSeq, a predicted model, not a curated record
GGAUGGAGGGGCCGCCGGGGAUGGAGGCGGAGGGGCCGCGGCCCUUCUCGGAGGAGCAGUUCCGUGCCGCCUGCCGGGAGCUGGACCAGCCGGCGCCGGGCGCGGAGGGGCCGUGGCAGCUCCUGGUGGAGACCAUGGGCGUGAGGAUCUACCGCCUGUACCACGAGCAAUCAGGACUUUAUGAGUAUAAAAUCUUCGGUGGUCUUGCUGAUUGUCCCCCAAAACUGUGUGCAGAUGUCUACAUGGACUUAGAUUUCAGAAAAGAGUGGGAUCAGUAUGUUAAAGAACUGUGUGAGAAAACAUACGAUGGUGAAAAAGUAAUCUACUGGGAAGUGAAGUACCCUUUCCCUCUCUCAAACAGAGAUUAUGUCUAUGUUCGGGAACGUCGGGAGAUGGAUGUGGAUGGGAGGAAGAUCUGGGUUGUGUUGGCUCAAAGUGUGUCUGUUCCUCAGUGCCCUGAAAAGCCCGGUAUUAUCAGAGUUAAAAGCUAUAAACAAAGUGUGGCAAUUGAAAGUGAUGGCAAGGCUGGAUCUAAAGUCUAUAUGUACUACUUUGAUAAUCCUGGUGGCAUGAUUCCAUCGUGGCUGGUCAACUGGGCUGCCAAGAGUGGUGUGCCUGCUUUCUUGAAGGAUAUACAAAAAGCUUGCCUUAAUUAUUCUAAGAGAACAUAGCUCAAAAUUGAUCUUACUUCUUUAAUUCCAAGAGCUCUGCACUUACAGGAGUGGCUGUUAUAUAUUACACUGGAUAAAAUCUACCUCUAAUAUUGGAAAGAAUUUUAUUUUAGCUGAGUUAUGCCUUGAGCUUUAUUAGAGUCCUUUUCCAUCUCCAACUGAAGAGCUGGGCACUGUCAAGGUAACACCAACAUCAGCUGCAGCUUUUGAAAGUACUCAAGGAUAAGCUUUGCUUAUCCUGACUGUCCUGUCAACUGGAGCUCUGUGAUGAAUAUGUUAUGUCCUUGCACAAGAGACAAAGAUUUAGCUAGGAAAAAUGUCUGAACUUGGACUGCAAAUUGCAUGUUUGUUGCCUUGCAGGGUGGCUUCCUGCUGAAACUCAGUGAUGGAACUUGCACUGCGUAGGAGAAACACUUUUGCUACCCAAGUUUGUCAUUCUUAAACUGCCUGCCUGCUGUAAACCUAAAAAAUGCUGAGGGCAUGUGGGUAAAUCACAAGAAGUCUGCAGUAGGAACUGGAAGUCUGUGUCACUAAGCUUCCUUGUGAUGGUUUUAAGUCCACAUGUAAAAAGGACUGGAGCCUAAAGCCUUGCAUUCCCAGUUCUGUACCUCUAUAUGAAACCUAAAACCCACCAAGAAGAAAAAGAAAGAGUUGGCUUCUUCCAUGUCUGAUUUAAGGGGAACAAGUUUUAUCUUCAGAGUCAGUAGCCUUUUCUGUAAAGCAGCUUGGAUACCAGCUUGAAAUUGGAAGUAAUUUUGAACUGGAUGCCUGCCACUGAAUGUGAAUGAAUUUGAUGUGAAGCUUGGGCUUGCUUGCAUUUUUAAAUUUCCUGCUGAUCUAAAGACUGAAACUGUAAUUUUGGAUGGUAAUCCACUAAAAGCUGAACUGAGCAAAAAAUCAAAUUUCCAGCACCUUUGUGGGGGGUGGGGCAGGGAGUGCAUAAAAGAUGAGAGGACCUCAAUCUCAGGGAUUUAAAAUAUUCUGCAUUGUUCCUAAAUCUGAUCCUAUUUCUGAAUAAAUCUUGUAAUGGGGUAGCUUUGUCUUGUUAAAAAACAAAUGAUUGAAAUGAUUGCCUUUUUACUUUGUGUGAAUAUUUGCUUCCAAUAAAUCGUUAUUUUAUCCAUGUUCUUGUUCUGUCUCUCAUGCUUAUGAGUGGCCUUGCUGGGCAGGUCACAAAUGACAGGCUGAUAUCAUGGGCUGCUUCUUUUUUUUAAAGGGUUUUGAAAGAAUAAGUUGGAUUAGAACCAAGCAGGAUCUGAUGUGUUCUGAAGAGCUUUCUGCCAGCAGUUUAGGCAUUUUUCAAGUGUCUUUGACUUGGACACCAUUACUGUAUUGAGCAUUACAGUGUCACACAACAGGAUACAACAAAAUUUUAAAAGGGGACUGACUAGCUGAGGAUGAAUCUUCCUGGAACAAUGAUGCAAACUAAUUAAUUUCCAGUUCUUUCUGAACAAAACUGACCUCUGUGCCACAGCAGGACAAAACCUGUGGGCUUUCAUUGUGAAAAAGGUAUGCAGUGACACCAGUUUAAGUCUGGAUUACUGCUCCUAUCUUGUAUUACUAGGGAAGAACAGGAACUUCCAGCUUUGUGUGAUGUGGUUUCUUGUCUAAAUGGGAGAUUGUGACAAUCUUUGGAUGUAGAGACAUUCUUAAAGCAUUUGAGAGCUUUUUUAAUGACUGAUUAAAUAUUGAUCUCUUAUAAAUUAUACAUGCAUCAUGUGAACCUUUCUGGAUGGCUUGAACAGGAAUUUUCCUGCUGUGAAAGUUUAAAGUCAUCAUGCAUUUCAAGUUCUGGUGCACAGGGUUAAGAAACAUGAAACCCCCUUCCCAUGCUGUUUGUUAUGUAGCACCUGGAAGUCAGCUUUGUUUCACCAACUUGCCUAAAAAUGGAGUGCAAAGUUUGUCCUUUUAGAAGGGUCUGUUGUAAACAAAGUGUUGUUGGGUUGUUUGAAUAAAGAGAAUGAGGUAUUUC